This is a messenger RNA of Ostrinia furnacalis (Asian corn borer), 1413 nucleotides long. Its product is annotated as transient receptor potential protein-like. The transcript has 10 exons. NCBI's taxonomy places the organism in Eukaryota, Metazoa, Arthropoda, Insecta, Lepidoptera, Crambidae. Gene Ontology annotation, molecular function: store-operated calcium channel activity; protein binding; inositol 1,4,5 trisphosphate binding. Gene Ontology annotation, biological process: regulation of cytosolic calcium ion concentration; calcium ion transmembrane transport. The annotation marks the transcript as partial. Gene Ontology annotation, cellular component: cation channel complex; plasma membrane. The record is from RefSeq and is a predicted model, not a curated record.
GGAACCCGCGACGGUCUGCAUGCCACCACCGGUGGAACCCCGACCAUGACUUCAGGCUGACCUGUACUUCGAUCAGGAUGAACCGUGGCUCGAGGGAGGAGCUCCUGGGCAGCUCCCAGGAAGCCCUCAGGAACAGCCAGCAUGACCUGAGGACCUUCAACGAGCGAGCCCUCACCAGAGAAGAGAAGACGUACCUCCUCCAUGCUGAUAGAGGAGACUACGCCACUGUUAAAAGGCUAAUAGAACAGUACUCCAACAACACAGAUGUCCUGGACAUCAACUGUGUGGACCCCCUAAACCGGUCGGCGCUCAUCGCCGCCAUUGAGAAUGAGAACAUCGAGCUCAUCAAACUGCUGCUGGACUCUGGGAUUAUGGUCAAGGAUGCCCUACUCCAUGCAAUCAAGGAAGAAUACGUAGAGGCAGUAGAGCUACUUCUGCAGUGGGAAGAAGACCACCAUGUACCCGGUGAUCCUUACAGCUGGGAGUCAGUAGACCCUUCAGCGGCCACCUUCACGCCAGACAUCACGCCUCUCAUCCUGGCUGCUCACAGGAACCACUACGAAAUCCUCAAGAUACUCCUGGACAGGGGAGCGACUCUGCCCAUCCCCCACGACGUCAAAUGCGGCUGCGACGAGUGCGUCAAGUCCUCCCAAGAGGACUCGCUGCGGCACUCCCAAGCUCGUAUCAAUGCGUACCGCGCGCUCACCUCCCCCUCGCUCAUCGCGCUGUCCUCAGCCGACCCGCUGCUGACUGCCUUCCAGCUGUCCUGGGAGCUGAACCGGCUGAGCAGGAUGGAGACGGAGUUCCGGGUCGAGUACAAGGCACUGCGGCAGCAAUGCCAAGAGUUCGCCACCUCCCUCCUGGACCACACGAGGACGUCCAACGAGCUGGAGAUCAUGCUCAACUACAACCCCUGGGACACGGACAGCUGGGAGCCAGGGGAGAGACAAACCCUGGGCAGGCUCAAACUGGCCAUCAAGUACAAGCAGAAAAUGUUCGUAGCACAUCCGAAUGUACAACAGUUGCUGGGCGCGAUUUGGUAUGAAGGCUUACCAGGAUUCAAGAGAAAAAACAUCGUCGGGCAAUGUGUUCAGGUAGCGAAACUUGGUGUGAUGUUUCCCGUGUACUGCACGAUCUACAUGUUAGCGCCGAACUCCGAGUACGGCCGCUUCAUGAAGAAGCCCUUCGUCAAGUUCAUCUGCCACAGCUCCUCCUACAUGCUGUUUCUAAUGCUGCUCUCCCUCGCGUCACAACGGGCAGAGUACCUGGUCCUGGAAUGGUCCGGGAUCCGCUGGCUCCAAGAACUGGUGGAGCAUUGGAAGGAGCACGAGCGAGGGUCUCUACCGGGGCUCAUCGAGUUCACCGUCAUCAUCUACAUAGCAAGUAAUUUGGACUUGUUAGCAUGCUUCUUGC